AUGGCAGCACCUUCCAAUGAGAGUAAGAAGAAGGAGACGAGCAGCAACAACAAAAAUCUGUUCACAAUUGCCAUGAAAGGUGAAUGGAAAGAAGUCGAGAAUCUUUGCAAGGAAGAUAUCCGACGUCUAAAAUUGAAGAUCACAAAAUCAGGUGCCACAGCGCUGCAUGUAGCGGUCGGUGAAAAUCAAGUUUACACUGUUAAAGAAUUUGUGCAGCUGAUUACCGAAAAGAAUUUACCAAAAGAAGUGCUCGCAAUUCAAAACGAUGCAGGCUAUGCGCCUCUCCAUGUGGCAGCAUCGACGGGAAAUGAGGUUAUUUGCCGUUUGAUGGUGAACGCUGACCCUUCUCUAAUCGGUGUUCGGAACAAGAAAGGAGAAACCCCUCUCUUCUUGGCCGCUUUACAUGGAAAAGCUAGCAUUUUUCUCUACUUACACUAUGUCUGUGGCACUAGUUAUGGCUAUUCCUAUGCCAGAAGGAAAGAUGGUGACACUUUUCUGCACGCUGCAAUAGCAGGGGAACAUCUGGGUAACGACUCUAGCACUGUUUAA
Messenger RNA from Ziziphus jujuba (common jujube), 549 nucleotides. RefSeq names its product probable 26S proteasome regulatory subunit p28. Gene Ontology annotation, molecular function: protein binding. The record is from RefSeq and is a predicted model, not a curated record. Bases 1 to 549 code for a protein of 182 amino acids. The transcript has a single exon. NCBI's taxonomy places the organism in Eukaryota, Viridiplantae, Streptophyta, Magnoliopsida, Rosales, Rhamnaceae.